CGUGACGCAUCACUUUCGAAACCUCUCAAAGUGAUCUUUGGAUAAAGUACAUCAUAUAUGAUGAGUCAUACCGUCAGUGUGUUGAAUAUUGAUGAGAAUAUGGAAUAUGUAUACAGUGGUGCAAUAACAAAUUACUAGCAUUCACAGUACUGCACAGUAUCAUUUCGUAACACAAUGACGGGAGUUGAAAAUUGCGCGUUCCAGAAAUUUAACGCCGGAAUCGUUUUCACGUGCGUGCUUGGUCUGGUUCUUUCAUACUACGCUUACACCGUGGAGGUCAAAAAGGAUCAAGAUGAUUCGUACCAACCGAUGUGCGACAUUUCCGAGCAUAUAAGCUGCACCAAAGUAUUUAUGACCGAGUAUGGCAAGGGAUUCGGAUUGUUUCCAAAAGAUUCUGUGUUUAACAUCCGAAAUCCUAUAUAUGGUUUAAUAUUUUAUACUCUGAUCGCAAUUUUAAGUAUGUAUUCAAUCAUUGUUGCCUACGUGUCUAUACAUAUGUCUUACAUAACAAUAACGAAAUUAUUUUUUUCAGAUAUGAUUAAUAAUUACACCUUUUCGGUCGCCAUUGUUAUUCUGGGAAUAAUGUCUAAUAUUUUGUCAAUAUACUUAAGUUAUAUAUUAUGUUUCUAUAGAGAUAUCUGCGUUGUAUGUAUUAGCAUGUACAUUAUAAACGCGGUGAUCACAUUUUUCGCUAUCAAAAAAUUCCGAAAAUUCCAAAAAUUAGACUCAGACGAUACGCAUAAAAAGGUGAAAUAAAAAUAAAA
Molecule: messenger RNA, 764 nt
Organism: Trachymyrmex septentrionalis
Lineage: Eukaryota; Metazoa; Arthropoda; Insecta; Hymenoptera; Formicidae
Gene: Vkor
Product: vitamin K epoxide reductase complex subunit 1
Exons: 2
Coding region: 175-756 (193 amino acids)
Biological process (GO): peptidyl-glutamic acid carboxylation; vitamin K metabolic process
Molecular function (GO): vitamin-K-epoxide reductase (warfarin-sensitive) activity
Source: RefSeq, a predicted model, not a curated record